Molecule: messenger RNA, 966 nt
Organism: Sciurus carolinensis (gray squirrel)
Lineage: Eukaryota; Metazoa; Chordata; Mammalia; Rodentia; Sciuridae
Product: olfactory receptor 18-like
Biological process (GO): G protein-coupled receptor signaling pathway
Cellular component (GO): membrane
Molecular function (GO): olfactory receptor activity; G protein-coupled receptor activity
Source: RefSeq, a predicted model, not a curated record
AUGGUCACCAAUUCGGAAUCACAAAAUCUGACAUCCAUAUCAGAAUUCCAUCUCAUGGAACUCACAGAGGAUUCAGAACUACAGCCUGUGCUUGUGGGACUGUUCCUGUCCUUGUACCUGGUCACAGUGCUGGGGAACCUGCUCAUCAUCCUGGCCGUCAGCUCUGAUGCCCACCUCCACACCCCCAUGUACUUUUUCCUCGCCAACCUGUCCUUGGCUGACAUCUGCUUCAUCUCCACCAUGGUCCCAAAACUGAAUGAACACCCAAGUCACAGCAGAGUCAUCUCCUAUGUGGACUGCCUGAUGCAGAUGUCCCUUUUUAUCCUUUCUGGAUGUAUGGAUGACAUGCUUCUGACCGUGAUGGCCUAUGACUGGUUUGUGGCCAUCUGCCACCUACUGAAUUACUCAGUUAUCAUGAACCCUUGCCUCUGUGGAUUCUUAGUUUUGAUGUCCUUUUUGAUCAGCCUUUUUGAUUCUCAGCUGCAUAACUUGAUUGUCUUAAACUUUAGGUACUUCAAGGAUGUGGAAAUUGCUAAUUUCUUCUGUGACCCUUCUCAACUACUUAAUCUUGCCUGUUCCGAUACUUUAACAAAUAACAUCGUCAUGUAUUUUGUUGUUACUCUGUCUGGCUUUCUUCCCAUCACUGGGAUUCUUUUUUCUUACUAUAAAAUUGUUUCCUCCAUUCUGAGGAUCCCUUCUUCAGGGGGGAGGUACAAAGCCUUCUCCACCUGUGGGUCUCACCUGGCAGUUGUUUGCUUAUUUUAUGGGACAGAUCUUACAGUGUAUCUUGGUUCCACUGUAUCACUUUCUCCCAGAACAGAUGCAGUGUUCUCUGUAAUGUACACAGUGGUCAGCCCUAUGCUGAACCCCUUCAUCUACAGCCUGAGGAACAGGGACAUUAAAACUGCCCUGAGAAGGAUGCACAGCAAUGCAUACAAUCCCAGAGCCCGAGGCAUCUGUUUUUAA